CCAUGCACUUCCGGGUUGGCGGCUGUCCCUGCCUGCAGGCUGAAGGAGAGGGCCAGAUGACGGGGGGCUUGGUGGCAUUAUGUUUAGAAGUGUGCUCGGUACCGGGGUGCUGGUGAGGACGGUGCACUCGGUGCUGACCUGGGCUGUUACUCUGGUGCUGUUUCUGCACGAUACUGAUCUUUGGCAUCAAGAUGAUACAGAGAAGGUGUUUCGGCCUUUGUGCUUUGUUUUCCUGGUCCUGUUUUCGGUAGUCUUGUACUUCGUGGUAUCUUUGAUGGAUCCUGGCUAUGUGCUGUCUGACUGUGAUGAGAGGUUUCAGCUUCUAGUCACGAACAAAGAGUCAGAUGGAAUGAUCGUGGAGAAUCCUAAUCUUGUGUCUUUAAGGCGCUGUGGAUAUUGCUUGUUGAAGCAGCCAAUGAGGGCACGUCACUGUAAAUCCUGCCAACACUGUGUCCGUCGAUUUGACCACCACUGCCCUUGGAUUGAAAACUGUGUUGGAGAGAAAAACCAUCCUCUCUUUAUUCUGUAUCUGUGUGUCCAACUUUUGGUUCUGCUCUGGGCCUUUCACUUAGGAUGGUCUGGAUUUCUCUCUGAAGCUACAUGGAAAGAAUGGUUAAAAGUAAAUGUUUUCUUGCUCGCCGCUUUUGUUUUGAUCUGCAUUUUUACCCUGGUAGUGUCUCUGCUACUUGUAUCCCACCUCUAUCUCAUUUCGUGCAACACUACUACCUGGGAGUUUAUGUCUCACCACCGCAUUGCCUACCUGAAACACUGCGAUUCGGAUACAAACCCUUUCGACAAGGGCAUUAUCCGUAACCUCUGGAGCUUUUUUUGCACAUUUGGGACUGUGGCUUGGGAACGCAUGUAUUACCGGGAAUCGUAUGCCACUGUGUGACAUUUAAAACCUUACUGGAUUCCGGUGUUUCAGAAAAAAAGACUUUCAAUUUUUUUUUUUUUUAUAUAAAUAUAGGAAAGUCUUCCCACUAUUCAACUAUCACAGAUACCAUGAUUUUUAUGAAUAUUUAAUCACGUAAAAUUUUGUGUCACUGAUAUUGACUCAUGGCCUAUUUAUAGGGACAUUCCAGGCUGCAAAAAUCAUCAGUAUCCCAGCUACACCACACUGAUCACCGGCUAACGGCACUCUAUUCCCACUUUAUGAAUCCUCAGACUCACAUUUGGAUUUGCAGGAGAUAAUAUACCCAUUUUAAUGCAUUAUAUAAAUACAUUGAAAUAAUUUUAUAAUGCAUUAAAAACAAGAUACUCCCAUUUAGCGUUCCUGUAUUUGACUAAAAAUUCUGCAGGUGUCUAUCUUCUAUUUUGAGCCUUCAAGAUGUGGCUCAAUCCCAUCUUUUAGUUCCUGAUGAUAUAUAUUAAACAGUGGAGAUUCUGAGUGUGUGGUUGUUCAGUUUUAAACUGAGCUGCAGUCUGCAAUUAGAUUAAUUCAUAAACAUGUGAAUUGUUAUUUGGGAAGGGUAGGAGAAAACUUUGCAUGGAUUCUGUAAAUGAAGCCAACUAGACUGAUACAUUUUCAGACAUGUUAACAUUGGAGCUUGUAUUCGCACAGAUUCUGCUGUGGGCCUCAGAAAAUAGAGCUGUAUAUGAUGGCAUAUACAAGACUGUAAUCUCCUUUUAAUUCUAGCCUUUUGUCACGUGACACAAGGAGACGGUGCUGAUAGGUUGAAAUACAUUGUUGCUAUUGACCAAAACCUAUGCGUACUCCAAAAUCAAAACAAGUUUACCAUGUUUUUACUGUUAAUGAUAACCAUAUAAGGUUUUGAGACAUUUCUACGGUUUUCUGGUACUUGCACUAUU
Pelobates fuscus (common spadefoot toad) is the source of this 1809-nucleotide messenger RNA. It is a transcript of the gene ZDHHC12, whose product is annotated as zinc finger DHHC-type palmitoyltransferase 12. Bases 80 to 892 code for a protein of 270 amino acids. Gene Ontology annotation, cellular component: Golgi apparatus; endoplasmic reticulum. The record is from RefSeq and is a predicted model, not a curated record. NCBI's taxonomy places the organism in Eukaryota, Metazoa, Chordata, Amphibia, Anura, Pelobatidae. The transcript has 5 exons. Gene Ontology annotation, biological process: protein targeting to membrane; peptidyl-L-cysteine S-palmitoylation. Gene Ontology annotation, molecular function: protein-cysteine S-palmitoyltransferase activity.